Benincasa hispida (wax gourd) is the source of this 2844-nucleotide messenger RNA. The record is from RefSeq and is a predicted model, not a curated record. NCBI's taxonomy places the organism in Eukaryota, Viridiplantae, Streptophyta, Magnoliopsida, Cucurbitales, Cucurbitaceae.
CUCUUAAUCCUCAACUCUUUUUACUCUCUACUUUUUGGUCCAAUCUUCUCCGAUCUCAUCAUUUUCAAUACAAACCUAAGUCAACUUUCCAUUGUUUGUUUGUUGAAGAUUUUCCCCCUUUUUUCUUUAAAGGGUUUGUUGAAGCAGUUGCGGUUGUGUAGUACAAAAAUCAAUUUCGAGUUAUUGUACUUUUUUUUUUUGCAGUACAAACCAUAUUUUGAUUUCCCACUCUGGCUGCCUCGGCUGUUAUUGGAUCAUUUGACUAUAAAAAAAAAUUGGGGAUUGUUGUUAUUCUGUCAUGUAAUUGCAUUGAGAGUCAGCAGAGAUGACUAGAAGAUUGAAAAUUCAUCCAUUUAUUUGAGUAUCUUGGUCUGAAAAACAGGCAAAACAACUGUCCCCAAGUCAAUAGUUUUGAAUUUUCAUCUAUAAGAUAGCUGAAUCUGAUUGGAUUGAAGAGUUUGAUUAUUCAAAUGGGGAACUCAAACAUAGAAGAAGUGCAAGAAAUUGAAACUGCUGAAAGUAUAGAGGAAGAGAAGACUCAUGAUGAGGCAGAAAAUGUAAAAAGAAUUGCGCCUUGGAGUAGACAGAUUACAAUCCGGGGUGUUGUUGCAAGCAUAGCAAUAGGAAUUAUGUACAGUGUAAUAGUGAUGAAGCUUAAUCUUACAACAGGUUUAGUCCCAAAUUUGAAUGUCUCUGCUGCUCUUAUUGCAUUUGUCUUUAUAAAGACAUGGACUACGUUGCUUGAGAAAGCUGGAAUUGUAUCCACUCCCUUUACACGGCAGGAAAAUAGUGUAAUUCAGACAUGUGCCGUGGCUUGUUACAGCAUUGCUGUUGGAGGCGGCUUUGGAUCCUACUUGUUUGGUUUGAGCAGGAAGACAUACGAGCAAGCAGGCGUGGACACAGAAGGAAAUGCUCCUGGAAGUACCAAAGAACUUGGAAUUGGUUGGAUCACUGCCUUCCUCUCUGUCAGUAGUUUUGUUGGACUUCUUGCCUUGGUUCCCCUUAGAAAGAUCAUGAUUCUAGACUAUAAAUUGACUUAUCCAAGUGGAACCGCAACUGCUGUUCUCAUUAAUGGUUUCCACACACCAAAAGGAGACAAGAUGGCGAAGAAGCAGGUUCGUGGAUUCAUGAAAUACUUUUCAUUUAGUUUUCUCUGGGCACUAUUCCAAUGGUUUUAUUCUGGGGGAGAGAAAUGUGGAUUUGCACAGUUUCCUACAUUUGGAUUGAAAGCUUGGCAAGAUUCGUUUUACUUUGAUUUCAGCUUGACCUAUAUUGGAGCAGGGAUGAUAUGCUCCCAUCUUGUGAACUUGUCGUUACUUCUUGGUGCAAUUCUUUCUUGGGGCAUAAUGUGGCCCUUAAUGAAGGGACUUAAAGGGGAAUGGUAUCCUGGAUCUCUUCCAGAGAGUAGUAUGAAAAGCCUCAAUGGUUACAAGGUAUUUGUAUCAAUUGCUUUGAUACUUGGAGAUGGGCUUUAUCAUUUCCUUAAGAUUCUGUAUUUCACUGGCUCAAGCAUGUAUGCAAAAGCAACCAACAAGAAGCUGAAAACAUUCCCGGAUGAUUCAAUCCAAACUUCUGAUGAUCAUCGACGAAAUGAAGUGUUCUCGAGAGAUGGUAUUCCGAUAUGGGUGGCAAUCACAGGCUACAUCUUCUUCUCCAUUGUCUCUAUCAUUGUUAUCCCAAUCAUGUUCUCGGCGGUCAAGUGGUACUACAUAGUUGUUGCCUAUACUUUGGCGCCGUCUCUUAGCUUUUGCAAUGCAUAUGGUGCGGGUCUAACUGAUAUGAAUAUGGCUUAUAACUAUGGGAAAGUGGCUCUGUUUGUGCUUGCUGCCAUGGCUGGUAAAAAUGAUGGUGUAGUUGCAGGACUUGUAGGUUGUGGUUUGAUCAAGUCUAUUGUUUCCAUCUCUUCUGAUUUGAUGCAUGAUUUCAAGACUGGCCAUCUCACACUUACAUCUCCAAGAGCCAUGCUUUUAAGCCAAGCUAUUGGCACAGCCAUAGGCUGCAUCGUAGCUCCUCUCACAUUCUUUAUGUUCUACAAGGCUUUCGAUCUCGCCAACCCAGAUGGUGAAUACAAGGUCCCAUAUGCCAUCAUAUAUCGAAACAUGGCUAUUUUAGGAGUUGAAGGUUUCUCAGCUCUGCCACAGCAUUGCUUGCAGUUGUGUUAUGGGUUCUUUAGCUUUGCCAUAGUAGCCAACUUGAUGAGAGAUCUUACCCCUAAAAAAAUCGGGAAAUGGAUCCCACUGCCAAUGGCCAUGGCUGUGCCUUUCCUUGUUGGGGCUUAUUUUGCGAUCGAUAUGUGCGUGGGGAGCCUGAUCGUGUUCGUGUGGCACUAUCUAAAUCGUCGAAAGGCUGAAUUGAUGGUUCCGGCCGUUGCUUCUGGUUUGAUAUGUGGAGAAGGUUUAUGGAUUCUCCCUUCAUCAAUUCUUGCCUUGGCUAAGGCAAAGGGGCAUUAAUGAAGACCACUGCUCAAUUCAGAAAUUUUGAGAAAGCAACUCAUUGUGGAAACUGCUGGUUACUAUGGGAAGACCUUGCAAGUUACCAACACCAACAAACUUUUCAAUGACAAUUAAACAGAUGGAAAGCAGGCAAAAGUUGAAAAAACUGUUCACACGAGUAUAAAAAUUGAUGCUGUAGAAUUUGGUCGAUCGCCAACUCCACCGAACAAUUUUGUCUGAAUGACCACAUUGAUUUGACCAAGAAUCUUUAGGAUGAGUUUGGACCAUUUUUGUGAGACAUGAAUUGAGAUCAAUCAAUUAACUGACAUUCAAUUCUAGUAUUUAAGAACAUUGAUGUAUUGUUGGGGUUGUAUCGUCAAUUAUGAAAUAAACAUUUUGAAAAUUGUGCCAA